Molecule: messenger RNA, 1548 nt
Organism: Solea senegalensis (Senegalese sole)
Lineage: Eukaryota; Metazoa; Chordata; Actinopteri; Pleuronectiformes; Soleidae
Product: high mobility group protein B2-like
Exons: 5
Coding region: 98-700 (200 amino acids)
Biological process (GO): regulation of transcription by RNA polymerase II
Molecular function (GO): DNA binding, bending
Source: RefSeq, a predicted model, not a curated record
CAGCCUCCAAACAACAACAAGAACCCAAGAUCCGAACCCCGAACCCUGGUCCGAAGUCUGCCUUCUCCUGUAGCCGGCCCCUCGACGAGCCGCCACUAUGAUGCGCAAAGACGUCAACAAGCCCAAGGGCAAGACGUCGGCUUACGCCUUCUUCGUCCAGACGUGUAGAGAGGAAUAUCGGAAGAAAAACCCAGAGCAGUCGGUCAACUUUGCAGAGUUCUCCAAGAAAUGCUCCGAGAGAUGGAAGGGUCUGACUCCCAGUGAUAAGAAGUGUUUCGAGGACAUGGCCAAAGCCGACAAGGUGCGUUACAACAGGGAGAUGAAAGACUACAUCCCACCCAAGGGCUUCGGAAAGAGGGGCCGCAAGAGGAAAGACCCCAACGCCCCCAAAAGACCCCCCUCUGCGUUCUUCGUCUUCUGCAGUGAGUACCGUCCCUCUGUGAAGCAGCAGUUCCCUGGCCUGUCUAUAGGGGACUGCGCCAAGAAGCUGGGAGAGAUGUGGAGCAAACUGACGCAGUCCGAGAAGCAGCCGUACGAAGAGAAGGCCCAGAAGCUACGAGAGAAAUACGACCGGGACAUGGUGGCGUACCGCGGCGGCGGCACGUUCGCCCGGAACCCCGGCUCCUCGGCUCAGGGAGGAGAGGAAGAGGAGGACGAUGAGGGCGACGACGACGACGAAGAGGACGACGACGACGAGUAGACAGACAGACAGACGGAGAGAGAGAGAUAGAGUGUGAGUGCGUGUGUGUGUUUCAGAGUUCUGGCUGCUGAUUGGACCAAGGCAGACAGGGGGGUGGAGCCUCACGGCAGGUGUUCAGGGUAGAGAGAGAUAGGGGGGAGGAGGACGAGGGACAGGUGAAGUCAUCCAGGAGCAGCUGUUUACUGUCUCCGUGGUAACUCGUCCAGGUCAGUGAGACAGGAAGACGCGUCGAUCAGCUGAUCAUUUUAAACGAUUGAUCGGGUCUUGUUUUUAUUGAUGAAGUACAAACUAGAGAACCUUUUUUUAUGAUUAUUAUUGUUAUUGUUAUUAUUAUUGGAUCGAUGAUGAUGAUGAUGAAGUGGUGAACCAGGUCACAUGACUCACACACUGUUUUCAUGUGACCUGGUGCAUGUCCAUCACCUGUAACCAGAGAGAGAGAGAGAGAUCACUGAAACACACACACAGGACCACAGAGUGAGUGAGUGUUUGUGUGUGUGUGUGUGUGUGUGUGUGUGUGUGCGUGCGCGCGCGCGCGUGUUGGUUGUUGGUCGUCACGCGUUAAACUGUCCGACAACAGAGGAUAGUAGAGUAAAAAAAAAAGCCCCACCCACACACUGUAACCAUGGUUACUCCUGCACCCUCCCCCCUCUCAUACCCCUCAUCACCUCCGUGCGUUGCCAUGGAAACCCCCUUCCACGCCCUCCUCGUCAUCAUGUCGUUGUUUUUUUGUUUAUUUUUUAAUUUUCGUACUGGAUGUUUAUUGGAGUUUUGUUUUGUUUUUUUCUUCUUCUUCACUGUCAGAUUAGAAACUUCAACUUUUAUAAUAAAACGAACCAACUGAGGGACAA